Molecule: messenger RNA, 621 nt
Organism: Eruca vesicaria subsp. sativa (arugula)
Lineage: Eukaryota; Viridiplantae; Streptophyta; Magnoliopsida; Brassicales; Brassicaceae
Source: the annotation of a GenBank genome assembly
AUGGAGGCUCUCUUCUCUGCCAUGAUCGUACUGCUCUUGGUUUCCUUUUCAUGUUUCACUUCUUCAGAAGCUCUCACAAGCAAUAACGGAAACAUCACUAUCAAAUGGGAUCUCAUGAGCUGGACUUCUGAUGGUUACGUUGCUGUGGUUGCAGCCUACAAUAACCAGAAACAACGUUCAAUUCCUUCACCGGGAUGGAAAAUGAGCUGGAAAUGGACUAGCAAGGAGGUGAUCUGGAACAUGAUUGGUGCACAAACCACAAAACAAGGAGAUUGUUCCAUGUUCAAAGGAAACAUCCCUCAUUCCUGUGUUAAUAACCCAACAGUCAUAGAUUUGCCUCCUGGAACUCCUUACAAUCAGCAGAUUGCUAACUGCUGCAAAGGCGGUGUUUUGAAACCCGGUUUAAAAAGUGCAUUUCAGUUAUCCGUUGGCCAAGCGGGUAACUCGGUGAAGACUGUUCAGAUGCCGGUUAACUUCAUGUUCACCGCACCUAUACAACAGUAUAUUUGUGGACCCACUAAGAACGUUAGACCCACUAGGUUUAUAAACGGUGACAAAAGGAGAAAGACUGCAGCUUUGAUGACCUGGAACAUUACUUGCGUCUUCCACAAGGCAACAUGA